CCAUUAAAAGAGGAAAUAAAGUUUGUAUAAAUAGUUUAGAAAUAUUAUUUUUAUAAUUAAGAGCUUAUAUAAUAUUGUGAUUUUGAAAAAUGGACAAGAAUGGUGCAACUUUGCAGUUUUACCAUUUCUUGUCCAUUUUCAUUAUCAUCAAUCUAAGCUUUUCUUACUGCAAAGCCAUUGAAGAUCAUAAAGAGGUGUAUGUUGUGAACUUGGGAGAACAUAGUAAUAACAACAUUAAUGGAGUAGCAAAGACAUUGAGUGAGAUUGAGGAGAAUCACCAUUCAUAUUUGUUAUCUGUGAAAGAGACUGAAGAAGAUGCCAAAGCUUCUCUUCUUUACAGCUACAAACAUUCCUUUAAUGGCUUCGCGGCUCUACUCACUCCACAACAAGCCUCUAAGCUAUCAGAAAUGGAAGAAGUGGUGUGGAUUUCGAAGAGUGAGCCAGACAAGUACACAAUGCAUACAACAAGGUCAUGGGAGUUUUCAGGAUUAGAAGAAAAUGAAAGAAUUGUUAACUCUAACAAUCAUUUCGGUCAUAUGCCUGCCGAUUUGUUAUCGAAAGCUCGUUAUGGCGAACAAGUCAUCGUUGGUCUCUUAGACAGCGGUGUGUGGCCAGAAUCAGAGAGCUUUAGUGACAAAGGAAUGGGACCAAUUCCAAAAUCAUGGAAGGGAAUCUGUCAAACUGGACCUGAUUUCAAUUCAUCUCAUUGCAAUAGAAAGUUAAUUGGAGCAAGAUAUUACCUCAAAGGUUUCGAGCAAUAUUAUGGCCGUCUUAACACAUCAGAAGACUACCGUUCGCCUCGUGACAAAGAUGGUCACGGUACUCACACUGCUUCCACCGUGGCAGGCCGAACUGUACACGGUGCCUCUGCUCUCGGUGGCUUUGCCAAUGGCACAGCCUCUGGGGGUGCACCAUUAGCUCGGUUAGCCAUCUACAAGGUAUGUUGGGCGAUACCCGGGAAACAAAAGGCUGUAGGCAACACAUGUUUUAUGGAAGACAUGCUUGCAGCUAUGGACGACGCCAUUGCAGAUGGCGUCCACUUGAUGAGUAUCUCAAUAGGGACGACGAAACCUGUUAACUAUAGCGAUGAUGGCAUUGCUAUUGGAGCAUUGCAUGCUGCCAAGAAAAACAUUACUGUGGUUUGUAGUGCUGGGAAUAGUGGCCCUGGACCGGGCACUCUGUCUAACCCUGCGCCGUGGAUACUCACUGUUGGGGCGAGCAGUGUUGAUAGGGAGUUUCGCGCGCCUGUUGUGCUUGGAAAUGGACAGAGAAUUAUGGGAGAAACUGUUACACCAAGUAAGUUGAGAAGGAAGUUGUACCCUUUGGCAUAUGCUGCAGAUUUGGCCAAACCGGGUGUCUCAAGAACAAAUGCAUCACUUUGUCUUGAGAACUCUCUUUCCCCUGAAAAGGCUAAAGGAAAGAUCAUAUUAUGCAAUAGAGGAAACAACUCAAGAGUUGGAAAAGGCAAAGUAGUGAAGCAAGCCGGUGGAGUUGGUUACAUAUUGGGAAAUGAUAAGGCGAGUGGAGGCGAGGUACCUUGCGAUGCUCACUUCCUUCCGGCGACAGCAUUGACUUACAACAAUGCCAUGAAAGUUCUCAAGUACAUCAUGUCAACAAAGAAUCCAAGAGCAUAUAUCAUGCCAGCAAGGACUGUGUUACAUACCAAACCAGCACCUUCUGUUGCCGGCUUCUCUAGCAGGGGUCCAAAUGUUAUAGAGCCGAAUAUUCUCAAGCCGGACAUAACAGCUCCGGGAUUGAAUAUCUUGGCAGCAUGGAGUGGUGGAGAUUCUCCUUCUAAAUUUUCGAGCGAUAUAGAUCCCCGAAUCGUCAAGUAUAACAUACUUUCGGGAACUUCAAUGUCUUGCCCUCAUGUUGCAGCAGCUGUAGCACUUCUUAAGGCCAUUCAUCCAACUUGGAGCAGUGCAGCCAUAAGAUCUGCUCUCAUGACCACAGCUGGCCUGACGAACAACAUGGGCGAAGGGUUAAGCGACGAGACUGGAGGUUUAGCAAACUCCUUCUCCUAUGGCGCUGGUUAUUUCCGUCCAGCCAAGGCAGCAGAUCCCGGCCUUGUCUACGAUGCUUCUUACGUAGACUAUCUUCUCCACUUCUGCAAUUCUGGACUCCAAGGUGCUGACAAAUCAUUCAAGUGCCCACCAAACGCGCCCUCAGCAAUGGAACUCAACUAUCCUUCCUUGUCUAUCUCUAAACUUGUUAAAACAAUCACUGUCAAAAGAACUGUCACCAAUGUGGGCAAUGCCAAGAGUGUUUACUUCUUCGAAUCGAAACCUCCAUUGGGUAUCUCGGUUGAAGCUUCCCCGAGUCUCUUGUCCUUUACUCACGUCGGUCAGAAGAAGAGCUUCACAUUGACAGUUAAAGCAAGGAGUGAGUUACUUGAAAACAAAAACAGCACUAAAGAGUACAGUUUCGGGUGGUAUUCUUGGCUCGACGGAAACCAUGUCGUUCGAAGUCCAAUUGCAGUCUCUUUAGCUUAGUUGCUUUCUCUCUUUCAAGUUUCCUCAACUUAGUUAGAUUAUAGGGACAUAGUGAAACAAUACCAAACUAAAUUUCCCUGUACAAAUUGUCAGGGGAUAUUGAUUAUCAUCCUUGCCAUUAUACUGGACAAAAAACACAAUAAGUUAGUCUACCAAAUAUAAGUUUAUCAGAAAAGCAUUGAUCAGCAGCAAAGCACUUUUAAGAUUUAGUAUAAGGAAUGAAAAUAAAGUAAUCUUAUUGAUCACAAUGGAAAAAA
This is a messenger RNA of Cannabis sativa, 2749 nucleotides long. RefSeq names its product subtilisin-like protease SBT5.6. Lineage: Eukaryota; Viridiplantae; Streptophyta; Magnoliopsida; Rosales; Cannabaceae. Gene Ontology annotation, molecular function: serine-type endopeptidase activity. The coding region runs from base 90 to 2492 and encodes 800 amino acids. Gene Ontology annotation, biological process: proteolysis. The transcript has 9 exons. The record is from RefSeq and is a predicted model, not a curated record.